Messenger RNA from Drosophila innubila, 1422 nucleotides. RefSeq lists its product as uncharacterized. The record is from RefSeq and is a predicted model, not a curated record. Lineage: Eukaryota; Metazoa; Arthropoda; Insecta; Diptera; Drosophilidae. Bases 10 to 1167 code for a protein of 385 amino acids. The transcript has 2 exons.
GAUUGCAUUAUGCGCAUACUUAAAUAUUUAGAUUUUAAAGACGAAUUAAACUUGUUCGAGGCAACGAAAACAGAUCCAAUAAAUCGUUGGGCUUCGGUUCUCGACUUUAUUUGGAAAAAGGAAAAGAAAUACACUUUUUGGACAAAGCAAUAUGAAAUCUUUGAUAAGAAUACUGAACUGAUGCGAAAUUUCCUGAGCUGCAUCAGUUCAACUGUAGAAGAAUUAACUCUAUGGGAUGCCACACCGGGAAGACUCGAAUGUUGGACAGAGUUCGAAUUUCCGAAGAUGAGAUCACUGCGUUAUUCAACGAUUUUCUGCAACAGCGACGAAAAAACGAGAUUACACGGUAAUGACAGUGUUCCAGUACUACAGUUAAUGGCGAAGCUCUUUCCAGGACUGCAUCAUUUGAAUCCUUCCUCAUUUGAACGCUUCGAUUUGUAUCACUUCGCACAAUGGAGGCAUUUGAAAAAACUGGAUAAAUCCUAUUGUGACGAUUUCGGUGCACUUAAAUCGGCGAUAGAAAAUGGCUCAUUCCAAAUGCUGGAAAAUCUCUCAAUCCUAGAAGAAGACUUGAAUGAUGAGUGCUUUAAUAUGUUGAUAAAUUUGCCUAAUCUUCGAACUAUUGUCAUGUUAUGCGGCUCUGAUUGUGUUAUUAGUUUAGACCGUCGAAUUCAAAUGCGGGCUGAGGACAUUGAGCACAUUAUUCUCGAAUUCUUUUAUUUGAAUGGACUGGACAAUGUCAGUAAAUUGAUAAACGUGCGUCAAUUGACUUUUAUUGAUAUGAGAGAAGAUAUGUUCGUUGAUCAAGAUCUAGACGAAUUGAUAACAUCUUUACCCCAAUUGGAACGACUUGAUUUCAAAAAUGUGGGACAUUUCGAAUGUGAAAAUGAGCUUUGGAAUAUUGUGGCCGAUUGUCCAUCUCUGAAGAUUUUUAGAAUGUUGAAAAAGAAGCUAGGCAAAGACUUCAUUUCCUCAGACAGAAGCCUCAUGGAAAACGUUUUAAAUAAGCGCUCUACACAUUUAAGCCUUUAUUUCCAAGUCCCUGAGGAAGUGGAGAAUCUGAUUCGUUUAUAUUUCAAGCAUCCUAAGUUAAAUGUCUCGUUUGAGCCAUUAGAGUUUGAGGAAAUCGGCAAGGAUUCCUUAACAUUUCACUACCGAAAAACUUGAUAAUGUAAUUGUGAUAGAAAACAAAAUGAAUAAUAUAAAUGCACCAUUGUAAAACAAAUUGUUCUUAUUAUCCCAAAUAUUAUUACAGUACAUUCAAAGAUAUUCAAGAAUUUACCAAAAAUAUGUCCUAUAUUCUGAAAAAAGUGUAUUUACAUUUCCAUAGAAUAUAUAGUUCUUUGACACUAAACUAUACAUAAUUUGCUGUUUCUUACCGCAAUCAGAAAAAGAAAUAAUUAAAGAAACAUGUUAAAUAAA